UCCCUUCGAGUUCGUGGUGGUCAGAGGAGCAAUGUCACGUCUCUUCGCGCACCACAUCUCGCACAAUCAGCCAACUCUGCUCUCGUGACCUCAAUCUGCCCAUACUUCGCUACCCUGCCUUCAUGAGUUGGUCGACCCGAGUUGAUCCAACAUGAGCGAAGAAGCAGGAUCCGGCGCCUCGGAUUCUCUUCAUGUCAUCAUCAUCGGCGCCGGCCUCGCAGGCCUGGCCACGGCCCUCUCUACCAAGCUCGCCAACCCUUCCCACCGCGUCACGAUCCUCGAAGCCGUCAAGGAACUCCAGGAAGUCGGUGCCGGCCUCCAACUCACACCUAACGCAACCCGCCUCCUCGACGCCUGGGGCUUGCGCCCAUCCCUCUCCGUCCUCGCGACCCGUCCCUCGACCCUCUCUGUCCACCGCUACGACGGCGCCCGUCUCCUCGCCCACGAGCCGCGGCUCCAGGAAACCAUCCAGUCCCGCUACGGCCACCCCUUUUGGGGGCUCCACCGCGUCGAGCUCCAGCGUGCCCUCGUUGACCGCUGCACCGCCCUCGGCGUUGAGCUCCGGCUCUCCUCGCGCGUCCGCUCCGUGAAUUUUGCGCGCGCCACCGUGACCCUCGACCACGAAGACCGCGAUGUCGCCACCGCCAUCGCCUCCGCUUCCAGACCCGGCUCCACGAUCGCCGGCGACGUCGUCGUCUGCGCCGAUGGCAUGUGGUCAGCCACCCGCGCCCAGUUCCUUAACCGACCUUCGCCCCCGGCACUCACCGGCGACCUGGCGUUCCGGAUCGCGAUCCCGAUCGACUCCCUCAAAGGCCCCCACAAAGCCGAGCUCGAGGCUUUUAUACAGUCCGAAACGGUCCACUUCUGGAUCGGCCCGCGGUCCCACGGCGUGUCUUACACUGUGAAACAAGGCCGCAUGCUCAAUCUGGGCCUGCUAUCCCCGGACAACCUCCCCGAGGGCGAGACAAAGGUCAUCGGUGACGUCGAGGAGAUGCGCUCCCUCUUCUCCGAUUGGGACCCCCUCCUCCGCAAGCUCCUGGAUCAGGUUGAAAGCGUCCAUAAGUGGAAGCUCUGCUGGGUUGAGCCCCUCGACCAAUGGGCCAGCCCCGACGGUUUCUUCUUCAUGGCCGGAGACUGCUGCCACCCGAUGCUCCCCUAUCUCGCACAGGGCGCAAACUCGUCCCUGGAAGACGGUGCUGUGCUGGGCUACCUCCUCGGCAAGGUCGGCGGGCGCGGGACAAAGGAUGUGCAGCUCCCCGCGGCGGCGGCCAUGUACCAACGCCUCCGCAUGGGUCGCGGGCAGCGUAUUGUCAUGGAGUCCUUCCGACAGCGCGACGACUUCCACUUGCCCGACGGCCCAGAGCAGGAGCGCCGCGACGAGGUCAUGAUGGCGUCGCUGAGGCCGGGAGAGGAGCCGCAGCCCGGCUUCCCGUCGCGAUGGACGUGCCCCGAGAUCCAGGGUUUUCUUUACUCGUAUGAUGCAUACGCUGAGGCGGAGACGGCCUAUCGCCGGGACCCGUAUUAGG
Messenger RNA from Colletotrichum destructivum, 1526 nucleotides. Its product is annotated as Putative FAD-binding domain, FAD/NAD(P)-binding domain superfamily. Lineage: Eukaryota; Fungi; Ascomycota; Sordariomycetes; Glomerellales; Glomerellaceae. The record is from RefSeq and is a predicted model, not a curated record. The coding region runs from base 152 to 1525 and encodes 457 amino acids. Gene Ontology annotation, molecular function: FAD binding; monooxygenase activity. The transcript has 2 exons.